AUGAAGAGAGAAUCGGCCAAAUUUCGGGAGGAGGUAGAGAAGGAAAGAGAGAUGCUUCAGCUAGCUGAUGUGUUUCGUGAAGAAAGGGUCCAGAUGAAGCUGUCAGAAGCUAAAUUCGAGUUUGAGGAGAAAAAUGCAGCUGUAGACAAGCUGAAGAGUGAACUUGAAGCCUACUUGAAAAAAACCAAAGUAGGUGAAGAAAAAUCUGAUGCCUCUCCUAACUUCAACAGAAUCAAGGAGCUUGAGGAGUAUUUAAGGAAAACCCUGGGUGCUUCAUGUCAAAAGAAGGAGAGGGAACAGGAUGAAGGGGAGGUUAUGAAUGGAGAGGAGAAUGAUGGGGAUGAUUCAGCUGAGAGUGAUCUUCAUUCUAUUGAGUUAAACAUGGAUAACCUUAGCAAAAGCUUCAACUGGAGUUAUGCCUGUGGUGGGGCUAUUCAAAAUGAUUCAAGAAGAAGUUCAGUUGAUGAAAAAAGGGAAGGAAGUCCAACUCAGAGAGGGUUCAGAGAAACAGCAUUUGUUUGGAAAGAAAGACGUCAGAUGGUGUCGAGUGGGAUUUUGUCACUAAAAGCCAAGAAAAUACAGGCACACGAAUAG
Messenger RNA from Thlaspi arvense, 594 nucleotides. The record is from the annotation of a GenBank genome assembly. Lineage: Eukaryota; Viridiplantae; Streptophyta; Magnoliopsida; Brassicales; Brassicaceae.